AUGGCGGUGGAUGAGGUCAAGGAGCUGUCGUCGCACCUGGAGGAUGUGGGGCAGGGCAACAGCGACUACUACCCGAGCAGCGAGCAGUCACAGCUGUACGGCAAUCUGUUUUUCCUGCUGCAGACGGAGCCACGGCACAUAGCAACGCUGGCGCGGCUGGUGACGCUGAGCGAGAUCGACACACUCCUGCAGACAGUGAUGUUUACAUUGUACGGCAACCAGUACGAGUCGCGCGAAGAGCACCUGCUGCUGACGAUGUUCCAGCUGGUGCUUGCGGCGCAGUUUGAGACGACGACCGGAGUUUGCGAAUCUUUUGCGGCAAAACACGCCGGUGUCGCGAAUGAUGACGACGCGUACCUGAAAAACGUAAUCAGCAGCGAGAUCAACCGGGUGAUUGAGGACGCAGAGCAGAACCUGGAAAUCAACCCACUGAAGAUAUACGAGGAGAUCCGGCAGGGGCUGGAGGACCGGGGGCUGGCGACGGACGAGUUCCCGCCGGGCGUGUCAACAGAGGAGGCAGGGCAGCACCCGAAGGUGGUGGAGGCGCUGCGGCCGCGGAUUGCGGAGCUGACCCAGAUUGCGGGGCGGUUCCUGGACACGAUCAUCGGGAACAAGGACGCGACGCCGUAUGGAAUCCGGUGGAUCUGCAAGCAGAUCCGGUCGCUGACACGGCGGCGGUACCCGGAGGCGACGGACUCGGCGGUGUGCUCGCUGAUCGGCGGGUUCUUCUUCCUGCGAUUCAUCAACCCGGCGAUAGUGACGCCGCAGGCAUACAUGCUGAUCGAGACGGCGCCUACAGCACAUCCACGGCGGGCGCUGACGCUGGUGGCCAAGGUUCUGCAGAGCCUGGCGAACAAGCCGACAUACGCCAAGGAGCAGUACAUGGCGGGGCUGACGCCGUUCCUGAACGAGCUGUGCGAGGUCGGCGACUUUUACGACAGCAUGGAGAUGGACCAGUAUGUGGCGCUGACCAAGCAUGACAUCACACUGCACGUGACGCUCAACGAGCUGUACAACACGCACGCACUGCUGCGACAGCACCAGCACGUGCUGGCGCCCUCGGGCGGCGCGCACCUGCGGCAGCUGUUGGACGCAUUGGGCAGCGCCCCGGCGCUGGUACCGCGCAGUGCCAACGCCAGCCUGGAGCUGCGGCUGUUCAGCCGGUGGGAGACGCCGAUUCUGUCAGACCUGUCGGCGCUGGCAGCGGACAAUGCGCUGACUCAGCACGACAUCAUGUAUGUGGAAGCCAAGUCUAUUCUGGUGCAGAUAAUCCGCAGCAUGCCGGCGCUGCAGGCGCGGCGGUAUACGCCCGAGAGCAACACAGCAGCCAGGGCGGACCUUUUGUUUGUGGCGGAGCAGGCGGCGACAUCGCGCGAUGCGGCGCUGGUGCGCAAGGGGAUCAAGGUGCGCGAGAUGCUGGGGGAACUGUCGGCGACGGGCGCGCUGCAGGCAGACGGGCACCGGUAUCUGGCAGAGGAGAUUGUGCGGGAGCUGGCGCACCUUGGCAGUCUGCGCGACAAGGUGGAGGCGGAGAUUGUCGGGCUGCAGGACGUGCUAAGGACGAUCGGCGACUACAACGGAUAUCUGCAGCAGCAGCUGGGAGACACAGCGGCGCCCAAGAGCCAGCGCAAGAACGGCAUGCCGGUGGGCGUGACGGUGGCGACCCCGGCGCAGAGCAGUAGACAGAGACGGGCGCCGGAGCGCUCCAAGGUUAUGGCGCCGAUCAGAUUUGCGCUGGCGCAGCUGGAGCGCGACGGCGUCGUGUGCGACUCGAAGAUCCCCGAGAACCGCCGUCACGCGAUGGUAUUUGCCUUGUCCAGUCCGCAGCCCGCCGCUUAUGUUAUCGAGCUGCUGCUCAAGGGCCGCGAGAAACCCAUCAUCCACAUGGACCUGAAUCUCGACGAUCUGCUGGAGCGCCAGCAUGCCAACAUCGCCGUGCUGGAUCUCGAGUAUGUGCAUCUGAGCGUCCCGCGCCUGCUGGAUCUGCUCAAGAAGAGCUUCAUGCGCUAA
Messenger RNA from Linderina pennispora, 2010 nucleotides. Its product is annotated as GTPase-activating protein-like protein. Gene Ontology annotation, molecular function: GTPase activator activity; protein binding. NCBI's taxonomy places the organism in Eukaryota, Fungi, Kickxellomycota, Kickxellomycetes, Kickxellales, Kickxellaceae. The record is from RefSeq and is a predicted model, not a curated record. The transcript is spliced from 5 exons. Gene Ontology annotation, biological process: regulation of GTPase activity; regulation of actin cytoskeleton organization. Gene Ontology annotation, cellular component: cell cortex. Bases 1 to 2010 code for a protein of 669 amino acids.